AUGCUGUUAAACCCCUCAAAAUGGCGGAAUAUAACGGCUUUUUGGCUUUUUGGAAUGUGCAACAAUUAUGCCUAUAUUUUAAUGCUGUCCGCCGCUGAGGAUAUCAUCGAGAAAAAUCAUAAAGAUGACGAUAUGGGUAAUGGAACGAAUUUGACGUGUCCGCUGGAACGCGGCACAAAGCAUUGCUCGAAUCGUCAAUCCACUGGCUUCAUCCUCCUCGCGGAUGUGUUGCCAAGUUUUAUAAUUAUGGCUAUUGCACCAUUUUUCGCGCAUAAAAUUAGUUUUGGCCUCCGUCAUUUCCUCGUCGUGCUAUCCCAAUCGGCCGGUCUAUUGAUUGUCGCUUAUUCCGAGAGCUAUUGGAUCGCCAUUUUAGGCGUCGUCCUGGCCUCAUUGAGUUGCGGUCUCGGAGAGUCGACCCUCGUCUCCUAUUCCUGUCAUUUCCCCCAUUCUACCGUAGUCGCCUGGGCAUCCGGGACUGGUGGUGCAGGGGUUAUUGGCUCCUUUAUCUACGCAGCGCUGACGGAACCACAGCUGUUCGGACUAUCUCCAAAGGAUGCGCUGCUGGUUAUGCAGGUAGGUUUGUUAAAAUACAUAAUUCCGCUUGUUCUGGUCUAUUUUGCCGAGUACACGAUUAAUCAGGGGCUGACCCAAUUGAUCGUGUUCGAUUGCGGGCACGCCUUUGGACUGACGAAACACAGUCAAUAUCGGUGGUAUCAGGUGCUCUACCGUGCCGGCGUGUUCAUCUCCCGCUCCUCAAUGGCCAUCGUCAAGUUGCCAGUUUACGUGUUGUACGUACUUCCAGUGCUUCAGCUGGGCAAUACAGUGUUCUUCUACUUCGAAGCGAUCCACGCCUAUUUGCCCCAUAUUGCCAUCGCAUUCACGAUUAUCUUCUUCGAGGGGUUGUUUGGUGGAUCGGCAUAUGUGAAGACGUUGAAUCAUAUUCAUAAAACGGCCGACCCAAGUGUUCGAGAAUUCUCACUGGGUGUCGGCACUUGUUCCGACACGAUCGGAAUCCUAUUCGCCUCCUUCUCGGCAAUAUUUUUGCACAACCAUAUCUGUGAUCUACUCGGG
Mesorhabditis spiculigera is the source of this 1071-nucleotide messenger RNA. The record is from the annotation of a GenBank genome assembly. NCBI's taxonomy places the organism in Eukaryota, Metazoa, Nematoda, Chromadorea, Rhabditida, Rhabditidae.